UUGCAGGAAGAUAAACGAUCACGAUGGUCUGAAACACCGCUAAUACACAAUACUUCCGUCACAAAAACAUGUUCGCAAACCUUAAUCAAUGCUCGCAAAUACCCUAACAUUAGGCACGAUACAUGCUUUUGUGUUGGUUUCAUUGGGUAUGGUACACCUUAUUAUCUCGGUGUGGGAAAGAAAACUUGUUAUCUCGAUCUUUUUGCUGAAAUUGUUCUUUAAAGUCUAUCUAAUCAUGUGUGCGUGAAUGUGUACCUUGCCAAAGUACCACCACGACAAAUACAAGUUACGAAAACGCUCGACGAGAUUUGGCCCCGCAGUGCGUUCAGACGCGUUUGGCAUGUGUUUAGUUGCAGCAUUAUCAAUGUGGCUGUCGCAACGCUUAUCAGCAUCCAACGUGGACAUAGGGGUAGUAUAGAAACUUUGAACCGAGUGGUGUUUGAUUCAUUGGAAGAAUACAAGUGAAAAGGAAAAAAACGCCUGAUAUCUUAAAAACGUUUGGCGGUCAACGUCUAGGUGUAGUUAUAAAAGCUUAAAAAUCCCUUCAAACGCACCUGCCAACCAAUCCGACCAAUCAGUUGCGGCUAAGUUACACGACGCAAAGCAUCUGUUGUGCGAAGUUUGUUUCAAUUGAGUGGUUUGAAAAGAUUAAAUAAAAAAAAUAUGUCCGCUAAUCAAAAUACCGCUUUUCCGCGCUGCUUCUCUGGUGCACUGAAGGAGGUCGCCCGGGAACAAGGGUUUACGGAAGGCUUGUACCGCCUCGAAAGCGAAUCCGGUAGCAAAUUUGGGGAUGGUUUUGCUGGUGAUUUAGUGAAGGUGUUCAUUCGCGAGGGUGACCGAGAGCUGGUAAUUCUGUGCAAGCUGUUGCCGGAGAAUGAAACGCGCAAACAGCAGGGAAUUUCUCUGUUUGCUAGAGAAACGGUAGCGUACAUGCAAAUUCUGCCCUUGCUGCUUAAGUUCCAAGAUGAAAAGGCUCUCGCGAAGCAUUUGCCCCGGUUUGACAAUGUGCCUCGAUGUUACUACGCCAAGACUACGCUCGAUAGCAUGGAGUCUGUGGUCAUCAUGGAGGAUUUGCGCUUGCAGGCGUACCGUAUGUGGGACAAGGCGAACCCUGUCGAUUUCGAGCAUGCACGGCUGCUCAUGGCCACCUUGGGUCGGCUUCAUGCUCUUUCGUUUGCGAUGAAAGAUCAACAGCCGGAAGAGUUUGCGCAGUGCCGGGAGUUUACUGACCCAAUGACCAAAAUGCUUGCGCUCGACCCAAAGAAGACAUUCCCGAAGAUGGCGGCUAGUAUGUGCCGUAGAGCAAUCGAUACGCUCGAAAAAGAUGAUACAUACCGACGGGGAAAACUGGAGCUGCUACAAGACCGAUGCGUGCAGGAGAUCGAAGCUUGCGUCGAUGCAAAUGCAGCCGAGCCGUACGCGGUAAUAGGCCACGGUGACUGUUGGUCCAACAAUGUGAUGUUCCAGUAUGCAGAAGAUAAUCAGACACCUUCCAAAAUUAAACUUAUCGACUGGCAGCUGUCCCGGUACGGUUCACCCGUGCUGGAUCUGGUCUACUUCAUCUUCAACUGUACUGAUGAGGAGAUGCGUUCCCAUAGCUACCAACGGCUACUGAGCAUCUAUUACCAGAGCCUUAGCGAGCAUCUGCACAACCUGGGAGGAGACGUCGAGCGACAGUUCCCACGUAGCGCUUUCCGAGAGCAGUUGAAAAAGUUUGGCCGGUACGGACUUCUUAUUGCGAUGUUGAUAUUGCCGAUGAUUUGUACGCCCAACGAUGAGCUACCCGAUACGAAUAAGGCAAUGGAAGGACUAGUGAAAGAAAAUCCCGAUGGAGAUGAUGAGGUUCAUUUCGAGUACGGAACGACGGAAAAAGCCGCGAUUCGCUAUCAAAAGCGAAUGUCUGGAUGCAUUCGGGAUAUGGUUCGGUUGGGGUAUAUUUAAACUGUUGUGGAAUAAAGCGCAUCCAUUGCUGCUGGGAUGGUAUUAGAAUAAGGAUUGGGAUGGUACAGUGAUGCAAAUAAAAUUAUUUAAGCAAUAUUGAA
This is a messenger RNA of Anopheles arabiensis, 2042 nucleotides long. RefSeq lists its product as uncharacterized. Bases 664 to 1941 code for a protein of 425 amino acids. The transcript is spliced from 2 exons. NCBI's taxonomy places the organism in Eukaryota, Metazoa, Arthropoda, Insecta, Diptera, Culicidae. The record is from RefSeq and is a predicted model, not a curated record.